AAUGAAUUGCCUCACGAGAUUGAAUUCCACAAAGUUUCCACCUACACAUUGCCAUUAUUCGUCCUCUCCCCGGGAGUGUCUGCUUUCACCAGCUGUGCAAGGUCUUUGGCGCAGACCUGAAUGGCUCUUCUCUGAAGGUAGCUCGCGACAACUCCUUCUACCUUACUUGCGACCAAAGGUAGACGCAACCUAGCAGUAAGAUUCUUCUCCCACAAGCGUUGUGCAGACUGCGACAGCGAGUCCUCUCUAUGAUGUCUAUUCACGGCUCGCUCGCAUCAGUACACCUUAGCCGCCUUGUGAAAGCCUUCCAGUGAUAUCUAUCGCAUCUCUGUCGCGGUUUGGUGCUGUAUCCAUCACGACUUUGAAAUGGCGCAUGCAUAUUCUUCUAACCCACUGUAUGGGGGCACGCCAUCAUAUACACCACAACAACCAUAUUACCCUCCUUUUCCACCUAAUGGGCUGCAGCAGCAGGUACAGACUCCUCCAAGUUUACCGCAGCAACCUCCACAACCGCCUUCCUAUCAACCGAGUCCUACGGGCAAUGCGCCCAGGUUCGACACGAACUCCCAGAUCCGUCCUCCAGCGCCUCCGUUCCCCCAUUUUCCACAGCCCCCUGCUGCCUUCAAUCCGGAUUUGUUCAAGCAAUUUGCGACUGCAGGACUGCCUCCGCCGCCGCCCCCUCCUUCAUUUCCUCCGGUGCCCUUGCCAACGACAGGAUACCCCCAAUUUGCAUCUUCAGUCAGCAGCGCGGCUCCCUCGCCGUAUGGGCACCAUGGCAAUUCUGGAGCUCAGGGCGUAGGGACAGGAUAUGGCCAAUUAGAUCUCACACAGCAGCAUCUGGGAGAUUAUUUUGGUGGCUCGCAACAUGGCCCAGGUGAAAGUAGGGAGUCGCGAAAGUCGCGUCAUGGACCGCAGUCUUACAGCGCGUCUAUUGGUGGAUUGGAUGGAUCGUCUCAUUCGGGACAUGGUAGAAAGACCGUUGACGACGACAUUGAUAGGGAGCUUCCAUCUUUCGGCUCUAGGUCCGAUCUUGACUUGCUGUUCGCUACAGUUCAGAGUCACACUGAUCGAACAGAAGUUGGGUCAGCCGGGCACAGUGCCAGUGCAAUGACUCAAGUUCCGGUGGACGAGGGAAACGUGUCUCCUUACGACCCAUCACGUCCUGCUACCAUCCCAGAUCGUGGGUUUGGCGGCUUUGGUACAUCUGGUUCUGUCACGAAAACAGUAGCUCCAAAGCCGGUUGUGAGGACGUAUGACAACAAGUCACCAGCAGAGCUGAGACAGCUUGCAAAAGGUGCUCUGUUAUCUCUCGUUCCCCAUAACAUCCUUUAUAAGGAUCUUGUGCAAGAGGGCGUGGACCCACAAGUGCUACGAGAUCUGUACGGUGAACUUGGCAUCAAGGUUGACACUGAACGACCGAAGUCGCCACGCCAAAUCGAUACAAGUACAUCCGACCCCAGUACUACUGAAGCGGUGAGCAUAUCACAGAAGGGUGGCGUUAAUGCAGCGUCGGAAAUAGCUCCCGUCAAUGACCUUUCCAAGUCUGCUGUGGCUGCGACUCAGGCCACCUUGCCAGUGAGCGGAGUGAAUAGCGUCCAACAGAAUCAAGCAGUACAAUCUCCGGCAGCUUCAAGUGCGAAGAGUACUCAGCCAGCGCCAAGUCCGAAUCUAGAACGCAAGGACCGCAUUGCCCAACUACUGGCUGCCAAAACAGGCCGGGCUUCGUCUGCCAGUUCAACCGCCAUUGAAGAGUCUCCCAAGACUACAGCAGGGUCAAAUGCAGUUGUUUCGGCUGAGGCGGCUUCGCCUUCGGAACCGCUGACCGGUCACCAGCAGGUUCAGAGCUUGUCGAAGGCUAAGGCACAGACGGAAGUGGUAAAGCAACGGAUGGAGCAGUUGAGACGUGAGGCCCAGGCAAAGGCCGACGCCGCCGUCAAGGACACAUCGGAUUCAGUCGAUGCGGAUUCACACACAGGUGCUGGACCAACCUUCACAAUCCCGGGAUUGUUCAUGACCUCGAGUGGAAGCAUUGGCUUCGAUGAAGCUUCAGAUGAACCAGCAGUCGUGGAUGUGAUUGAGACGACCACAACAUUGGUUGCCAAGGAUACGGCGGGCGAGAAUGCGGCCACAGAAUCAAACGACCCUCAGUCUUCAAACACGACGCUCAAGCGUCCAUUGGCGAUGGAUUUUGAUGAACCGAGUACUCAGCCGCAGGCUAAAAGAGUGAAUCUUGAUGGCAAUUUGCCCCCAUCAGCGACCCAAGACAACGUCGACGAUGAGAGUCAUUCCGAGGGGGAGAUCGUCGAAGGCGCAGAAAAUGACCAGGUCGAAGACGAGCCAGGAUCGGUGCCUCAAAACCAACACGACGGAAAUCGACCUUCUGGUGAACUUCCUGUGUCAGAAAAACCCCCUCUAGCAAAACCGGACAUGUCACUGCCCGCGCUUACAGCACUGCAAGAAGCCACAGCCAACUCGACCGGUGAGAUAAGCGGUGGGGAGUCAUACCAUGCCAAACAGUCCCAAAUCGAAGCAAUGCGUCGAAAGAUUGCCGAACUAGAACAGCGUAACAAGUUGAAGCGGAGCAAAAGUCAGCUUGACACGCCUGUGUCAUCAAACCCGCCCACUCCGGCGAUGAACGCCGAAGCGCCGCAGCCAAGCGGCCUUGUAACUUCCCAACCCUCUGCACUGGCUGGAUCUAGUGCAACUUCUCAGACCAUGAACAGGCAGCCUCUAACGCGGCCGACAAUUUCCAAAUUGACACCUGCGCAGCUCGCAGAACGGGCCGCCGCUCUGAAGGCGGACUUGCUUAGACAGCGUGCACAACGGCAGCAGGUGUUGCAAGAAGGCUUGCCUGACCUGAAUGUGGAGGUGCAGAACACCGAAGCGCGCCUGGAGAAAGCACGUAACGAUCUUGCUCGCGCACGGACAGAGGUUGAAGCCCAUCAAGCCGCAUUGGAGCGAUCAAUAAAACGAGUGAAGGAACUAUCAGAAGAAAUUGCCGAGCUCGAAAAACAGCUCAAAGAAGGUCGAUCUGGGCAGAAGCAGUAUUCCGAUGAGCUUCAACAAAUCAAACUUGAAAAGCUUGCAGAAGCCCAGGAAGCGCAAGACGCCCCUGCACCGCCGCCGACGAGUACUAGCCCUCCCAUCACGGGGCAAGGUGCUUCUGAUAUUCAGAACCACCACGAAAAAGACCAUCAUCUAAGUGCACCCACACAGUCCUCAGCUCCUGGUGUUACAUUCGAUGACUCGCGCAUAGUUCAGUCGAGGACCAGCGCAACGAGUGACGAUUUGAGCCAGAAGACUAAGGAAACGCUCCCACAAUCUCCUGUCACGUCCGACAGAGCCGGUGCCGAGGAAGUAUUGGAAGAGACCACACGCGUGGACACUCUACAAACUGAUGCGAUGGACAUAUCACCUGAGCCAGAAUAUCUACCAGAGACGGAGACUCCCGCAACAGUUUCUGACUCGAGACAAACGUCUGACGAUAUGUCUAUGGAUGUGGAUGACAAUUCUGAGGGCAGUGUGAGCAUGUCAGAUAGUGGUUCAGAAGGAGAGGAAGAGGAAGAGGAUUACGAGCCUGCAGAUGUUGACACCACCCAACCAAUGCAAAGUCUUGACGAAGAUUCCGACGAAUAUGAUCCAGAAGAAGCACCAGUCGAAGAUCUGACGCCAGCCACUGGGAUUGAGCAGGAGGAUGUUGAUGUGUAUGAACCCUCCGAGCACGUGGAGGAGACGAAGGCCGACGAAUCCGCAGAUCAACGCGACAAGUCAGCUGAUCAGGCCCAGGUCGUGUCCGUGGUUUCACCUGAGACGAAAGUCGAUGACGCCGAAUCCGGACCACAGCUUACAGAGGCAGAUACUCUGACCAAGCCGCAAGAUGCACCUGACAGUGAACCCGCUCAACCGGCGCCUGUACCUGAUGACGGGCAGGUGCCUUCGGCGACCCGUUUUGUACCCUAUCAGACUCCCCUAAGCACUUUUAAGAAAUUCCGCUUCCACCGCAGCUACACCGACACCGUUAAGACCGGCUAUCGAUCAUUGACUUACAGCAAUCAAAUCGAUCCAUCCCGCCCUUUCUGUCCGACCGAGCUGUCCGGCGAGCCCUGCACGGACCCGAAAUGCGAAGAACAACACUUUGGGCAACUCGGACUUCCUGAUGAGAAGAUAUUGGUCCAAAUGAGUUCAGCUAUGGACAUUGAGGACGCAACGGAACGUAAUGAAUUCAUCGUCGGCCUUAAGCAUGUCAUCGCUGAUUUGAAGUCCCGGGGCGUCAAAGAAUUUGAGGAAGUGGCCGAUGCUCUCUCCGCAUAUCGUCGUCAGUUUUUCGCUGCCAAGGACCGCGAAGACAGCCCCUAGGUGGAAGUACAGGGAGAGAAUUGACGGUUGAGUGUGUGUCUAUUUACGCCGUCAAUUUUGCCGGGACUUGGGAUGCAUGGCUCAUACGUGGGCAGGAGAUGGCUCGCAUAGUGCCGGUGCACCAUGCUGAGUGGUGCGAAUUCGCCUUGUCUUUUCGGAGCUUGAAGCGUGACAGACUUGGAAUCUUGUACGCUCGGUACGGGGAGGGUACCACACAUACAUGGGCGGCAUGUAUGAGACCAGCCGCUCAAGAAGCAUAUCAUAGCAGAUCAUACUGUACAAUUAACAUCGAUCUCGAUGGUUGCCCACUUGGUGUCUGAGUUGCUAGGCAAAUGCCAUCUCAGUUAAGUUUACUCAAGCUAUUUGCACUGGUACAUUCAGUUUUUCAGCCGCAUAGGUCUCUCCUCUCGGCCCUUCGC
Molecule: messenger RNA, 4775 nt
Organism: Exophiala dermatitidis NIH/UT8656
Lineage: Eukaryota; Fungi; Ascomycota; Eurotiomycetes; Chaetothyriales; Herpotrichiellaceae
Exons: 4
Coding region: 367-4356 (1329 amino acids)
Cellular component (GO): exosome (RNase complex); nucleus
Source: RefSeq, a predicted model, not a curated record